AUGGGCCCCUGUACCGCCUCCUCAUGCUGCUGCCAGGCCCGUAAUCUGCCAUGGGCCCCCGUACCGACUCCUCAUGCUGCUGCCAGGCCCGUAAUCUGUCAUGGGCCCCUGUACGGCCUCCUCAUGCUGCUGCCAGGUCCAGAGUGUGUCAUGGGUCCCUGUACGGCCUCCCAUUGCUGGUGUCUCCAUCGCCACACUCUGCCAUGUGCCACUUUCAGGUCUCCUCACACUGCUGGUGGGUUCCAUUUUGUCAUAGGGUGCUGUAUGGCCUCCCAUUGCUGCUGCCUCCACCGCCACACUGUGGCUCCACACUCUGGUUUUGGCCCCGUGACUGCCCAAAUGAGUGAAGUGUGCGGUGAUUCUAAGAUCGACGGCACUCAUCUGCAUGUCAUACUGACUGACAGUAUUAUUUCUCUUCCCCAGCAGACUCCAAGGGCAUUUAAAUUAAAGGUACAGUGUUCUGCACUAAUAUAA
This is a messenger RNA of Staurois parvus, 474 nucleotides long. Lineage: Eukaryota; Metazoa; Chordata; Amphibia; Anura; Ranidae. The record is from the annotation of a GenBank genome assembly.